Molecule: messenger RNA, 597 nt
Organism: Alternaria novae-zelandiae
Lineage: Eukaryota; Fungi; Ascomycota; Dothideomycetes; Pleosporales; Pleosporaceae
Exons: 4
Coding region: 1-597 (198 amino acids)
Source: RefSeq, a predicted model, not a curated record
AUGAUAAGACUUCUCGUCAACCCCCAAGAGCUCACCAUCAUGUACAUCCUCACCGUUCUUUUCCUGACCCUCGUGUCGGUUCUUUCCCUCACCAACGCGACCGUCAUUCCCAACUUCCCUGACAGCGCUUCUUCCAUCCACCUGGUCCUCAACAACAACUGCGGCUUCGAUGUCUGGGUCCGCCAGGGCGUCGCCGCUGAACCCGGGUCGCGCAUGGGCCAGGGCGAGAACUGCGGUCCGAUGAGCGCCAAGGACACAGAGGAAGUCAAGGUCAGCGCCGGUCAGAAGUUCAUCACGACUGUGCCUAUUCUUGAGGAUAGCUGUGGACACUCUGUCAAGGUCGCCCGCAAGCCAGCGGACUGGCAGACGGUCUAUCAGUACCAGAUGACUUGGGCUAAGGAAGAUCACAAGAUCUGGUACCAACUUUCUUGCAUGAACGGAAACCCUUUCACCGACGUCGUCCGCCAGAUCGGUGGGCCCCACGACUCCACCUGCCCGCUCUUCCGCUGCGAGGCUGGUAACAAUGGUAGCCAGUGCGAUUACCCCCUCAUGGCUAACUGCGCUACUGUCGGCGACGUCGUUGGCUACCUCUGCUAG